Eremomyces bilateralis CBS 781.70 is the source of this 1824-nucleotide messenger RNA. RefSeq lists its product as uncharacterized. Gene Ontology annotation, molecular function: DNA binding. Lineage: Eukaryota; Fungi; Ascomycota; Dothideomycetes; Eremomycetales; Eremomycetaceae. Bases 418 to 1590 code for a protein of 390 amino acids. The transcript is spliced from 3 exons. Gene Ontology annotation, cellular component: nucleus. The record is from RefSeq and is a predicted model, not a curated record.
CUCCAUCUCUUGUGGCUUUGGAGUAGAAUUGACUUACGGAAAGGCGGUCUGAGGGUAACUAGCUAAGAAAGCAAUGGUCACAGGUGGAGUUCCCGUCCUUCUGAUACCCCAUGACUCAUCCUUUCGCCUCAUAUGUAGAACGGACAUCUUUGACGACAAUGAAUCCCUUGAGGAUUAGACCGGCUUAGAGCAAAGAUCUGGACAAAUCGAUCGAGUAAUUCUUGAGUUGUGAUAGUCGAACAGGACGUGGGAAAUUGUAGUCAGGCUACAAGGCAACAAUUCCGUUUUCGCGACAUCCAUCUUCGCGACUUCGCCUCUCAGAAACAACUCCUGUCAUUCAACCAAGAUCAUCCGCCGAGAACUCAUCAAGAACCAUCGAUAUUCACUCCGUCACCGAGAACCCAUCAAGAACCGAUCAUGGGAAAGAAGAAGAGGAAUCAUCCCGAUGUCGAAGAUGUCCUGUCACGACCUUGGUGCUACUAUUGUGAGCGCGAUUUCGAUGACUUAAAGAUCCUCAUAUCUCAUCAGAAGGCUAAGCACUUCAAGUGCGAUAGAUGUAAUCGUCGGUUGAAUACCGCUGGAGGUUUGUCCGUUCAUCUGAAUCAAGUCCACAAAGAGACCCUCAAUGCCGUUGACAAUGCCCUUCCCAAUCGACAGGGCUUGGAUGUGGAAAUCUUUGGGAUGGAAGGUAUCCCGGAGGAUGUCGUCAACUCACACAAACAACGCGUCCUUCAACAAUACUACGAAGCUCAAGCCGAUCGUCAAGCACAAACCGGAAACCCAGCUCCUGGUGCAAAUGCUCCAAAGAAACCGAAAUUCGAAUCUCCAUCCGAUUUGAAGAGGAGAUUGGCCGAACACAAAGCUAAGAAAGCUGCCGAAGCCGCUGGAAGUAGUGGUGAUGUAACACCGUUACAGGGAGCUCAAAGUCCAGCCGCUGCUACUCAAAGUCCGGUUCCUUUCCACCCGCCCUUCCCUUCACACCAAGUACCUCAUAUCCCUCCCCAAACCAGUCCUCCUCCCUAUGGACAGUUUCCGCCUUACGGUCAGCAAGCUUUCCCUCCAUCUUGGGUUCCCGGAAUGCCUCAAGUCCCUCCCAUGCCCGGUGGAUACUCACCAGGUCAAUAUCCAUCCAUCUCCCCCCCAUUCCAAGGACAUCCGCAAGUCCUUCGACAAAAUCUCCCAAAUGCCCCGGGACUUCCACAAAGACCCGCCUUUGGCGCUCCCCAGGUGAAUUCAUUUCAGUUUCAGCAAAUGCAUCAAGGCCAUGCUCAACCAUCUUCACCGGGCCCUAACCAGACCCAGGGAGUCAAUGGUCACAACGCGGCCGCUUUCUCCGCGUCAGUUGAUGAACUGAUUGCUAGCACCAAACAGGAAAUGGACAAAUCCAAACCAAGUGCAACGGAGAAAUCAAAGAAAGACUUCCGUUUGGUUUAUUCGGAUAAUGAGGUUAGUCCGGAGGAGAAGAUGGCAACCCUUCCAAGGUACGCAUUCGUUCCAAACAACAAACCAGAAACCGUCUUGGGGGAUGUGGAGGGUAGUGUGACGGGUCCUGUGGUAGGUCCAGACGAUGUCAUGGACAAAUCAGGUUGAUCCGGUUGCUUCAGAGGCGAUGGAAAGUGCUCACUUAGUACUCCCGACUCCCUACGACACGAGAUCAUAGGCCAUCGGAGUUGCAGAUUCAUUAUGGGAUAUGGUCAGUCAGUCCAUCGGUGUUCAUAGUUCUUGCGGGAACUGAUUCUUCAUUCAAGUUCUGGUCCGAAGGAUGGAUGGAAUACCGUUUGUAAGUCGAUUGAUACAAAUUUUCAAGCCUUUUCAUGAUUUCCA